UUGAAUCAUAUUAUAACCGGAAUAGGACAUAAAAUCUGAACAUUAUGGAAGUAAGUGACCCACUUCCUGGCUCUGAACCUGAACAUGUACCAGUUGUUGAUGGCUCAUCUAACAAUAAAGAUACUGGUGGACAAGGUGGACAAUCUGUUGCACAAAUUGUACCUGUGAUUGAAGUGCCAAUUUCAGACACACAAACCACUGAAGAUGUGAAGGAUCUAGUAACUGUCUUUGCUCCAAUUAAACCUUCGGAGCGAACUGAUUCAUAUCAAUGUAUUGAUGCUAAAUUGAAUGAAGACAGUAGUGACAGAAGAUUGUCAAGGGAAGAUAUCGAAACAAUGGAAAUAAUGCAGAAUGAAAAUACAGACAGUAAAGGUAUUCCAGACUCAUGGCCAAACACACCAGAUACCUGUACACAUGCAAGUACCCCAAUUAAUGGCCACGUUCCCGACAUUUCAACAAAUGAAGAUUCGAUGGCAUCAAGUAUAACAACAACACGAUCUAUCGAUCCUAUUUUAAAACAGAAAAACACAUUCUCACUACUGACUGCAGCAGAUGUGAUAGAAUAUCAAUGGCCAAAUGAUGGUACAGGAGAUUAUUAUAUGAUACAAGAACAAAUCAGUUCUUUUCUCAGCAUAACAUCUUUCAAAAGGAAAUAUCCAGAAAUUGAACGGCGGAAAUUAGAUGCGAGAGAACUAAAUCACUUGAUGUUGAAUAUGUUAGUCAGCGAAGUUCAAGUAACAUUAGGUUUGACAGCAGUUCGAAGCCGUGAUGUUUGUGAUUUGAUGAUGAGAGAAUAUCCUGAUAAAUAUCAAGAAUAUGUCAAUGUUUUGGAUGAAAAAAGAAAGGAAAGUAUUAAGAAGAAACAUCUCCAGUACUCUGCACCCACUGUUGAAAAAUCACAGAUGCCAAGUUAUUUAAAGAAGGCAAUGAACCAGGUAUCAGAUUUUAAUGCCAGACUCAACAGGCAACGAAGAGAUGAAUUUGGAUUGUAUUAUGACAUGCAGACUAAUGUGCUACAAAUUCCUCAGCGAAAAAUGAAGAAAGUUCAUCCUGAUUUCACAAGACCUAGUUUAUAUCCUUGUGCUUUGAUUCCAGGACAAUUCCAAGAGUAUUGUCAAAAGUAUACAUCUGAUGAACUAAACUAUUUUCCACUGAAUACUGUCGUAUAUGGACCUCCUCCUCCACCACCUCUUGACUUACUUGAUUCUAUGGAUUCAGAUGCUUCAGAACAGGAAUCUAUGGACACUGAAACUGCAGAUUCCAAGAGUUUGAGGUCAAUUGAUGAAGAUGGUCACACGAAAGAAUCUCGAGUAGAUAAGGAUAGUGGUCCAAGAGAUUCCACUGUUUCUGCAUCAUCAGACAAUUCUGAUGAAGCACCGAAAAAGGGAAACACAGAAACGGGAGAUCGGUCUUCUACAACAAUAACAACAGUAACAGAAAUUCAAAAUACAGAUGAAGACAGAAAUGCAUCAAUAAAAAAUCAAGCAAUAAAGGAAGAACCAGAUAAAGAUGUAUCUAUGAGUUAUAUUGAUGAUAUAGAUAAACCAAUCUGUGGCAUUUGCCUAAAAGAUGAAACCUCAAAUAAGAAAGAAGAACCGGAGGAUUUGAUAUCUUGUUCACAAUGUGAUAACUAUGGUCAUCCAUCUUGCCUGGACAUGAGUAAAGAUCUUGUUUCUGUUAUUGUAACUUAUAAUUGGCAAUGCCUGGAAUGUAAGACAUGCACAUACUGCAGUAAACCUCAUCAUGAAGAUAAAAUGAUGUUUUGCGAUAGAUGUGACAGAGGAUAUCACACAUUUUGUGUUGGGUUGAGAAAUCUUCCUUCAGGUUUAUGGAUGUGUCCUCAAUGCACCAGGUCAGAUCCUGAUUUUUCUAAAGCUAGCGGAGGGAAACGUUCAAGUACUGGAACUCCACGGAAGAGAAAAAGUGACGCAUCACAAGCAUCACCUGCUGGUGACACUCCUGUUAAACCCAAGAGAAAAAGGAGAACAAAGAAAGAGAUGGAAGAAGCAAGAGAGAAAGAACGUCUUGAAAAAGAAGAAAAACUAAAAAAGAAAACAGAAAAGAAAAAAUCGAAACCAAAAGAUGAGGUCCCAGAAGAGACCCCUGCGAUAGUUGAAGAGAAGACUGUUGAACCGAAAAAGAAAAAACAUAAACCAAAAGAUGAGGACUCAGAAGGGACUCAUGCGGUAGUUGAAGAGAAGACUGUUGAACCGAAAAAGAAAAAACGUAAACCAAAAGAUGGGGACUCAGAAGAGACUCCUGUGGUAGUUGAGGAGAAGACUGUUGAACUGAAAAUGGAAAAACCUGAACCAAAAUAUGAGGACUCAGAAGGGACUCAUGCGGUAGUUGAAGAGAAGACUGUUGAACCGAAAAAGAAAAAACGUAAACCAAAAGAUGGGGACUCCGAAGAGACUCCUGUGGUAGUUGAGGAGAAGACUGUUGAACUGAAAAAGAAAAAACCUGAACCAAAAUAUGAGGACGCAGAAGGAACCCAUGCGGAUGUUGAAGAGAAGACUGUUGAACCGAAAAAGAAAAAACCUAAACCAAAAGAUGAGGACUCGGAAGGAACCCAUGCGGAUGUUGAAGAGAAGACUGUUGAACUGAAAAUGAAAAAACAUAAACCAAAAGAAGGGGUCCCAGAAGAGACCUCUGCGGUAAUUGAGGAGAAGACUGUUGAACUGAAAAUGGAAAAACCUGAACCAAAAGAUGAGGACUUGGAAGAAACCCAUGCUGUAGUUGGAGAGAAAAAUGUUGAACCGAAUCAAAAAACAGAGGACUCAAAUAUUGUUGUUAAAACCGAAGACCUUUCUUAGAAAAGAAAUGGAUGCAAACUUGCUGCCUGUAGACAAUCGAUGUCGCAAUGCAUUUUUCAAAGGCAGCAAUGAUAUUUCUCUCCCCCAGAGAACACACCACCAAACUGCAUUUAACAAUAAAAAUCAAGUUCAAUUGGAAAAUUUUCCCUUUUUCAGAGAUGCUUAUAAUGAACAUGGUUCUACAAUAUGUUACAGUGUACAAUUCAAAUAUCAUUCUUCUAAGCUUGUUCUUCCAAGUUCUUGGGGGUAGAGUCGCAAAAGAACAUUUUCCCGAAAAGGAUCAUUGUCACUUCUGCAAAACCAAAGCUUUGCACAACGAUUGGUGGUAUGGAAUAUACUCACUUGAAGGAAAAACCAUAUUGCAACUUUUCUAGCCAAUUAUAAAGAAUAUUUCCUGUUUCUCAUUGCCAUUUUCCCAUGUUCCCACAAACCGGAAUUAAAGAUUAUUAAUUUAUGCAGCAGUUUGCUUUCGUAAACAGCGUAUUUUGGUAUACCAUAUAUAUUCACUAUGUGGUUUUUCAUGAUAAUCUUCGUGUAAGGCAAAGUCUGUAAACCGAUAUGAGGAUCCCUGAUUUGGCCGUAGACUGCGUGGAUUUUCGUGGCGAAAAUACGCCUGGCCAGCUAGCGUCCGUUGCUAUAUUAAUUACAAUAAAAAAUCUGUCGCUCCGAUUCCGGAAUGCAUGGGUUGGUGUGGAGAACGAAACCGGCCAGUCGUUGGCGUCUUUAAUAUUAAUUGCAAUACAAUUUUAUUUCGAUAUUUCGUCUACAACACGAACAAAAAAGAAAUAAACAGGAACAGUCAGCUUUA
This is a messenger RNA of Styela clava, 3621 nucleotides long. RefSeq lists its product as uncharacterized. Gene Ontology annotation, cellular component: npBAF complex. Lineage: Eukaryota; Metazoa; Chordata; Ascidiacea; Stolidobranchia; Styelidae. The record is from RefSeq and is a predicted model, not a curated record.